UACAAGACUUACUGCUCGCAGUUAUCCAGUGCAAUUCCUAGACAGAGGAUACAGUGGUUAAAUUAUUCUGGCAGGUGAAGAGCGCCAACGGAGGAGUCAAGUUCUCCUUUUUCAGACUCAGGCGGGUCAACAGAAUCUUCUUUCUCGUAUUAUAUUGCCCGCUCGACCCGGUCCCACAUCCUUUUUCAUCCUUCAUCUCAACUCAUGGGCACCGACCGACGCUGAUCGAACGCACACUCUCUCCCCAAUCUGUCUCCGGAAAACGUCGCUGGGGUCCCAAGUGGUGGUGGUGGUGAAUCUCACCCCCGCCCGCACAAAAGUCAUUCACACGACCGGUUCACAAUGAGCCCCCCCAAUCUGUACAGCAAUCCAGAUCGCCAGACCUUGGACUUUGCCGACGAUAUCUCCGACGAUGGCCUAUACUAUUCCUCUUCCUCCUCCCGGAUGACCAAGCACACUCAUCCCCUCAUCCACUUUGUGCGCAACGAAUGGCAAACCAACCCGAAGUAUUCACAUCUCUCCCCUGCGUCGGAUCGGACCGAGGCACCGCGAUGGGUGCAAAUCGUUGGAUCGAUCGUCACUGCUCCGCGAUUUCGACGAUACGCUGUUGUAUAUUUUGGGUUGCUGCUUUCAUGCUGGAUAGGAUGGCAUUUUGUGCUGUCUCCACGAUUGGAGGAGCAAACGGCGCUCCUGAAGUCUCUAGACCCGCAUGAGAAGGGCUGGGUGGGCUGGUUUGGUAGCAAUUCUUUGCCUGAGUUGACGGAUGUGAUUCAGUUGGGGUCGUUGGACCCUAAGCUGUUACCGGCGGCGAAGACACCCCAAGCUGGCGAACCGAAUCACCGAAGAUUGGUUGUUGUGGGCGAUGUUCAUGGUUGUAAGAUGGAGUUGGAAAGAUUACUGGAAGAAGUAUCCUUUGAUAAAGACCACGACCAUCUGAUCUUCACCGGCGACCUGAUCAACAAAGGCCCCGAUAGCCCCGGUGUUGUCGACCUUGCUCGAAAAUACUCUGCUUCGUGUGUACGCGGCAACCACGAAGACCGAGUGCUUCUCCUGCGCCAUGAGAUGGACCCAUCCAACCCACUUACCAAUAAUUCCAGGAUCGAAACCGAUCCACUACUAAACCAAAAUCGCAAGGAGCGCGAGCUCGCGCGCCGGCUCACCGACGAGCAGGCAAAGUGGCUCGACGCUUGUCCUAUUAUUUUAAACGUUGGACAAAUCACAGGCAUGGGACAGGUCGUCGUCGUCCAUGCGGGUCUUAUACCCGGAGUUGAUCUGGAAAAGCAAGAUCCAUACAGUGUGAUGAACAUGCGCACCAUCGACUUGGACACGCAUGUUCCUAGCGCAUCGCACGAUGGCAUGAAAUGGAGCAAACUCUUUAAUAAACACCAAUCCCUUUUAUCCUCAACCCUUAAAGAUGGCGCAUCAGACGCUGGAUCAGGCGUGAUGAUGACUGUUCUCUACGGACACGACGCCAAAAACUCCCUCUCGCUGAAAACAUAUACCAAGGGCUUAGAUUCCGGCUGCGUCAAGGGCGGAAAGCUGACUGCUCUUGUUAUCCAGGACGGUGGACAGCAGAACAUUGUGCAGGUACAGUGCUCUGACCACAACAAAAAAUAAAGAGAAAAAGAGAAAAAGAUCUUUCUCAACCCCCUCCUUCCUUUUUCAGUCUCGGCCUUUUUUUUUUUUUUUUUUUUUU
Messenger RNA from Aspergillus ochraceoroseus IBT 24754, 1696 nucleotides. RefSeq names its product putative serine/threonine-protein phosphatase. The coding region runs from base 343 to 1617 and encodes 424 amino acids. NCBI's taxonomy places the organism in Eukaryota, Fungi, Ascomycota, Eurotiomycetes, Eurotiales, Aspergillaceae. Gene Ontology annotation, molecular function: endopolyphosphatase activity; phosphatase activity. The record is from RefSeq and is a predicted model, not a curated record. Gene Ontology annotation, biological process: polyphosphate catabolic process. The transcript has 3 exons. Gene Ontology annotation, cellular component: cytoplasm.